Molecule: messenger RNA, 774 nt
Organism: Penicillium argentinense
Lineage: Eukaryota; Fungi; Ascomycota; Eurotiomycetes; Eurotiales; Aspergillaceae
Exons: 1
Coding region: 1-774 (257 amino acids)
Source: RefSeq, a predicted model, not a curated record
AUGGACACAAAGUACGGCCCUUAUAUCAAUGUGACUACCCCAGGCCAGAUGCAAAGAAUGGCAGGGCUUGUAAUGAAGCUCUUCACGAGCCUUCUCUAUCUCCAUUUACUGCAUCGCUACAUGAACAGCGUCUCGUACCGGAUCCCAGAUAGACUGCGUCAAAUUGUGCUUAUAAAGGGGUCCGAGGCCUUGGAAGCCGCAGUGGAACUGGAGUCCGCAGCAGACCUCCAAAUAUGGGCUUGGUAUACCCCGGCCUACCAGCAAUAUCACACGGCAUUUCUCAUGCUGUUUCAGGUGUACACCUUUCCGAUGCGGAAGGAGGCUUCUCGCAUCUGGCAUUGUCUGGAUUGGAUCUUUGCAGAGACUGUCCAGGGAGUGGGGGUGCCACCAUUCACCAUGACCGGGACAACGUCCACUAUGCAACAAACCAUUGCUUCUCGAAACAUAAUAGCAACGCAUUUGUUAACUGUAAUCUGUGAGCGGAUGAAAGUAUAUCAAAAGGCCAAGGGACUGAAAUCGCAUACCCUGUUCAAAGAUUCAAUGAUCGUCAUCACGCCGAAAAAAGACGGCGAUGACACUGAUCCUCGGAUGCCAUUGAAUUAUGCUCAUGGGGAUCCGGGUGAUAAUCAUUUCGUGCGACCUCCGAAAUCUGCGCCGAUCAAUCCAAGGCCUGAAAAUCAUCGUUUUGUACAGGCCAGUGACUUCCAGCCCAUAGUAGGUGCUAUGGGUGGCCAUGCCUCCACGUCAGAAGGUUUUUCUCCUUGGCUACAAUGA